AUGACAAGUGGGGUGCAAAUCAGCAAGGGCCUAAAAGCGGGGCAAAUCAGCAAGGGCCUGCGUUGGCCUCGGGGCAAAUCAGCAAGGGCCUCGGGCGGGGGCAAAUCAGCAAGGGCCUCGGGCGGGGGCAAAUCAGCAAGGGCCUCGGGCGGGGGGCAAAUCAGCAAGGGUCUCGGCCUCGGGGCAAAUCAGCAAGGGCCUCUGGCUCGGGGCAAAUCAGCAAGGGCCUCGGGCGGGGGGCAAAUCAGCAAGGGCCUCUGGCUCGGGGCAAAUCAGCAAGGGCCUCGGGCGGGGGCAAAUCAGCAAGGGCCUCUGGCUCGGGGCAAAUCAGCAAGGGCCUCGGGCGGGGGGCAAAUCAGCAAGGGCCUCGGGCUCGGGGCAAAUCAGCAAGGGCCUCUGGCUCGGGGCAAAUCAGCAAGGGCCUCUGGCUCGGGGCAAAUCAGCAAGGGCCUCUGGCUCGGGGCAAAUCAGCAAGGGCCUCUGGCUCGGGGCAAAUCAGCAAGGGCCUCUGGCUCGGGGCAAAUCAGCAAGGGCCUCUGGCUCGGGGCAAAUCAGCAAGGGCCUCUGGCUCAGGGCAAAUCAGCAAGGGCCUCUGGCUCGGGGCAAAUCAGCAAGGGCCUCGGGCUCGGCAAACCACCAGCUUCCCCUUCUGGAGCAGAGUUUAGCCUGUCGGCAUAA
Molecule: messenger RNA, 678 nt
Organism: Oncorhynchus gorbuscha (pink salmon)
Lineage: Eukaryota; Metazoa; Chordata; Actinopteri; Salmoniformes; Salmonidae
Product: circumsporozoite protein-like
Exons: 1
Coding region: 1-678 (225 amino acids)
Source: RefSeq, a predicted model, not a curated record